AUGUUGCUAAAGAAAACUUUCAAAAGCCGCAAGAAAGAACGAACACGUGACAACAAAUUGAAAGGAGGCGAAAAUCUUCAAGAAAUUCUCUUGGGGGCGAGAAAUGUUUUGACACAUGUCGAACAAAAGGUCAAAGCUCUAGAAACAGUAGCAAGAGAAUCAUUCAAUUCUAAUAAGAGUUGGGGAGUGGAAAAACUUUUCACAGAGCACUUUCGCGAUGCUUCUUUGAGUUUGGGUUAUUUUGAGGUCGACGACUUUUCUUCUCAUGCAUCAGUAUACAACAAAGUUUCUUAUCAUCACUAG
Molecule: messenger RNA, 303 nt
Organism: Clunio marinus
Lineage: Eukaryota; Metazoa; Arthropoda; Insecta; Diptera; Chironomidae
Source: the annotation of a GenBank genome assembly